Molecule: messenger RNA, 362 nt
Organism: Staurois parvus
Lineage: Eukaryota; Metazoa; Chordata; Amphibia; Anura; Ranidae
Source: the annotation of a GenBank genome assembly
GACCCCUCUGGUGAGGUACUCCCUGUCAGGAAUGCAUUCACCACUGGUGGUGGGACUCACCUGCCGUGUGGGCUGCAGUACCAGGGCUGGCCAGCGGGUGCUCUCAGCAACCAGAAGCUCACUCCUGCAAUCAGCCAUCACCUGAGGCUGAUUGCAGGAGGUGUAUUUAAGGAAUGGCCAGACCUGCAGUCAGUGCCUUGGUGUAUUGCCCCUGUACCUGGUAUCCUGUGUUGCUGUUCCUCUGCCUAUCUUCUGUUGCCGACCUCUGCAUUGUUGCUGACCAUCUCCUGUUUAACCCUGGCUUGCCAGACCAUCCUUCUGCCUGACCCUCUGUACCGUGCUGCCCUGAGUUACUGAACCCG